Molecule: messenger RNA, 5345 nt
Organism: Lycium barbarum (goji berry)
Lineage: Eukaryota; Viridiplantae; Streptophyta; Magnoliopsida; Solanales; Solanaceae
Product: pentatricopeptide repeat-containing protein At5g50390, chloroplastic
Exons: 8
Coding region: 630-2723 (697 amino acids)
Biological process (GO): RNA modification
Molecular function (GO): zinc ion binding; protein binding; RNA binding
Source: RefSeq, a predicted model, not a curated record
AAGAAGAUAACCUAAUAAAAAAAAAAAGAAAUUAAGAGAGAACAAAACAAAAUAAAAAAAAAACAAAGCCAACUAAGAGAAAAAGGGAUAAAAGAGAACAAAAUCUAAAGAAUAGGAACGGAAAGGAGAAAUGCAGACACGUAAUUCAAUUCAAAAGAACUGAAGCCCUAAUUGGAAGGACUCAAAUUGUUUCUGCCGUCUGGGUAGUAGUAUAAUUAAUUGUCAUGGGGGCGAAUUUGGGUAAAUAUUUUGCUUUUGAUGGGUAUUUUGUAUUGUUUUCCCAAAAAUCUUCUCUACCAACUAUCAACUGCCCAACGUCCAAAAAUAAAAACAAAUAAACCAAGCUGCGGAUUUUCCAAAGCUGCAAACAACACUUCCCCCUUUUGACAUACCAAUUUUACCUUCUCAAACACUUAAUAAGGUUUCUGUUUCUUUCCAACAUUCUCGGAGUUGGUUGUGGAAAUCACCAAAUUCACCCAUUUCACUUUUAUACACACUAAACUAACAGAGAGCUGGAUGGUUGAUUGAUGCAAUUUCUCCAAAUCUAAUUCAAGAAUUGGAGGUAACUGUAACUUUUAACUCAUUUCUUGAAACACCUUUUAUCCUUUUGGUGCUCAAUAAUCCUGAAAAUGGACAUAUCAUUGCCUCUGGAUCAGCUACGAAACAGCUAUAAAUAUGCAGCUUUCUUGACAGACCCAGAAGAAAGACUUUUCCUUUCUGGUCAUUGCUUUUUAUUCACCAAGAAAAGGUACAAAAAUGCCUUCUUUAAGAUCAAAAGUUCCAUUUCUGAACAUGGGUUUAUAAAACCAAGACCCAUGAUGAGACCUUUAAAGAAGGAGGAAAAUAUAAGUGAAGAACCCAUUUUGGAAGUUACUCAAAUUGGGGAUCCAAGUUCAGGGAUUAGUGCUCAAAUAGAGAAGUUAGUUUUUCAUAAGAGGUAUCUCGAGGCGCUUGAUUUUUUCGAGUUGUUAGAAUGUGAAGGUGAAUGUCAGUUAGAUAGUAGUACUUAUGAUGCUUUGAUAACUGCGUGUAUCGGGUUAAGGUCGAUUAGAGGGGUUAAACGGGUGCAUAAUCAUAUGGUUAGUUCUGGAUUGGUGUUAGAUCAGUAUUUAUGGAAUAGGGUGUUGUCGAUGCACGUGAAAUGUAAGAUGAUGUUAGAUGCACGUGUGGUUUUUGAUGACAUGCCUGAAAGGAACUCGGUUUCUUGGAAUACAAUGAUUGGAGGGCUAGUGGAUUUGGGGGAUUUUGUAGAGGCGUUUAGGUUGUUUUUCAUGAUGUGGGAAGAGAAUUCUGCUGCUGAUUCUCGGAUAUUUGCGACGAUGAUUCGAGCAUCGUCUGGAUUGGAAGUUAUUUCUUUGGGGCAGCAAUUGCAUUGUUGUGCUUUGAAAAUGGGGGAAGGCGAUAAUCGUUUUAUUUCAUGUGGUUUAAUUGAUAUGUACAGCAAGUGCGGUAGCAUUGAGGACGCGCAGUUUGUUUUUGAUAAGAUGCCAGAGAAGACCACAGUAGGGUGGAAUACGAUUAUUGCCGGGUACGCUCUCCAUGGGCAUAGUGAGGAGGCUUUACGUAUGUAUUAUGAGAUGAGAAAUGCUGGUGUCAAGAUGGAUCACUUCACAUUUUCAAUCAUUAUCAGAGUUUGCACGAGAUUAGCUUCACUAGAGCAUGCUAAACAAGCUCAUGCUGGGCUAGUUCGACAUGGAUUUGGAUUAGAUAUAGUUGCCAACACAGCACUAGUGGAUUUCUAUAUCAAAUGGGGAAGGAUAGAAGAUGCUCGUAAUGUUUUCGAGGGGAUGCCCCAAAAGAAUGUUAUUUCUUGGAAUGCCUUAAUUGGUGGAUAUGGUAAUCAUGGCCGAGGGAUUGAGGCUGUCGAACUAUUUGAGCGAAUGGUUCGCGAAGGAAUGAUGCCCAAUCAUGUUACUUUUUUGGCUGUUUUAUCUGCAUGUCGCUAUUCAGGUUUAUCAGAUUAUGGGUGGGAAAUAUUUGAAUCAAUGCAUAGAGAAUACAAGGUGAAGCCUAGAGCAAUGCACUAUGCAUGUAUGAUUGAAUUGUUGGGUAGAGAAGGGCUUUUAGAUGAAGCUUUUGCAUUAAUCAGAGAUGCUCCUUUUAGGCCUACUAUAAAUAUGUGGGCGGCCUUACUGACAGCCUGUAGAGUCCACAAGAAUUUUGAGCUGGGGAAAUUUGCAGCUGAGAAACUUUACGGGAUGGAACCAGAAAAACUCAGCAAUUACGUGAUGCUUUUGAAUAUCUAUAACAGCUCAGACAAGCAAGAUGAAGCUGCUGCAGUCGUUCAAACAUUGAAGAGAAAAGGACUCAGAAUAAAGCCUGCAUGCACAUGGAUAGAAAUAAAGAAGCAGCCACAUGUUUUCCUGUCCGGAGAUAAGUGCCAUGGGCAGACCAAAGAGAUAUAUCAAAAAGUGGAUGAGCUUAUGCUGGAGAUCUCUAAGUAUGGUUAUAUUAUGGGGCGAAAAACCUUACUACCCGACGUAGAUGAACAGGAACAAAAUUUGCCACAUUAUCACAGUGAAAAGUUGGCAAUAUCUUUUGGGCUCAUAAGUACAUCCAGUUCAACCUCACUGCAACUUGUUCAGAGCCAUAGGAUUUGUGACGAUUGCCACAAUGCAAUUAAGUUGAUAGCCAUGAUUACUAAACGAGAAAUUGUUGUUAGGGAUGCCAGCAGAUUUCAUCGAUUCAAGAAUGGCACUUGUUCUUGUGGUGACUACUGGUGAUUGAGUUCUAACCUACAUGUGAAGCCAUACUUUUCUUGAUCUGUUGUCUCUUAUCCAUGGAUCUGUGUGACUGACAUGAUUGAUUGCAAGAGGCACUACGUUAGCUCUGGAUUAUGCUAGUUAUUCAUAUAUCUUAUGUUGCUGCAUCAUUUGCUUUGGAAAAUACUCGUCUUGUUCGUUUUAGAUGGAAGAGCUAAGCAACAGACCCUGGUGGGGCAGGUGGGCGGUUGAUACCUGUUGGAAUAACCAUUUGCUGAGUAUGCUUUUCAGAUCAAUUUUCCUGUCUCAGGGAAACGCUUAUUUGGUGGUCCUAUCAGUUUCAUCCAUCUUUUUGCCUCAGAGAGCCAUGUUAACUGCUAAUUGAGGCAUUUAAUCCUGAUGAGAUGCCAUCUCUUUCUUACUUAAAUCUGCAUGGAAAUCCAUUGGACCAGAAUUCUCUUAGCGAUCUAUUGCAGCUUCUUAAAGGAUUCAGCUGCUUGCAUUCUCUGGAGGUUCCUCUUUUAACUGCUGCUGCUUUAGUGUGAGCACAUAAUGGUGUUUAUAUAAUCUAUGAAACAGGUGGAUAUUCCAGGGCCUUUAGGAGAAACCGCUGCUGAAAUUGUUGAAGCCCUGCCCAAUCUUUCUCUACUAAAUGGAGUAAACACGUCCAAAAUAUUGGAGUCCGGGAAGUCUCGGGUCAAUUCAAUGUUGCAACCACGUCUUCCUGAAUGGGCAGCUGGAGAACCUCUAGCAGAUUGUGUCAUAAAUGCUAUGUGGCUGUACUUAAUGACAUAUAGAAUUGCUGAUGAGGAAAGAUUGAUGAAACCUCUGUAUGGUAUUUAAUGGAUAAACUUGGUUCAGCUUUGCGCCAUAUUGACAAGCCAAACUUUAGAGUAUCUCCUUUGCUCUACAUGCCGGAGGGGAACUUGGCAUCAGCUGUGAGCAACUGAGCCCAAAGAUGCCGACAUUAUAUGGACAAGCAUGCAGAUAGAUGAAGAGACAAAGAAGGCAACAGGAAUAAAUGAUGAACAGUGUAUAAAUCAAUUUCCAUGAGGCUUGCCUGGUUAUGAAACAUCAUUUAGUGGAAACUAUUCAGAAGGUCAUCAUGGAUAUCAUGUUUUUUAUAUUUAGUGGUUGAGCACUUGUUCUUUAUGCAGAAUGCUGAUGCUAAAAUUAGUCCACUUAACGGGCUCAUGGAUUGGUCGAAUGGCUUCAGCCUACUUAUAAUCUUGAGACACAAAUAAGUCAACUUAUUGGAGAUUUUCACCUACGUGAAAGGGAAAAACUAGACAAUUUGUGGAUCUUGAAGCCAUGGAACAUGGCAAGAACUAUUAAUACAACAAUAACUAGCAAUUUAUCUGCUAUUAUUCGUCUCAUGGAACCCUAAAAUCCAUCAGAAGUACAUUGAGCAUCCUGCUCUAUUUCAAGGGAGAAAAUUUGAUCUCCGCUAUAUUGUCUUGGUUCGCAGUAUGAAUCCCCUGGAGAUCUUCCUUGCAGAUUUUUCUGGGCAUGUAUAUUCAUGGUGUAGGUGUUCUCUUGGGUGGUCGAGAAGUUGAAACGAGAACUGUUUUCACUAAGAUACUUUCCGUUAUGUAUAAUAAAAUGAUAUCCAAAAUUGUUUUCUCGUCUCUGGCUGGUUUUAUUUCCAUUUUUCUUUCAGGUUAGAUUGGCAAACAAUAAAUACACUUUGGAGAAACAUAGCUUUGAUCAAUAUGAGACUCAUUUCACUGUUAUGAACUACAGAGGCAGGUUGAACCAUAUGAAUACACCAGAUUUUGUAAAAGAAUUUGAGAAAGAACAUGGGGGUGAGAGUUAACUGGCUGGAUAUCCAUUCAAGGAUUAGAAGUAUGCUUAAAUUGCCUUUUGCAGCAGCAGCUGCUGUGCAUCCAGAAAUGCAUCAUAGCGAAUCUAGGGCAAUUUAUGGGGUUGAUGUCAUGCUUGAUUGCCAUUUUCAGCCUAAAUUAUUGGAGAGCCCUGACUGUACUAGGGCAGUCAAAUACGAUACUGAAGCUGUCGUUGGUGGAGGAGAAACUGUUAAGAUUUCUACCACUAUAUCUUUGGCUGUCUCUUCCUAAAUGAAACUAAUCAUGUUUCCCAAUUGUGAGUGAAACCCAGGCAUGUAGAGCUCUUUACUGUUAUUUGGAUGCCAGUGUAGAACUCUUGAGUUAAACAAGUGUAUCAAGAGAAUAAUACAAGCAAAAAGUCGUUUGUACACCAUGUAAUCUAUGGAAAAGUAGGUCUGAGUUUGGAUUUUAGAGCUUUUAGUUUAUCACACCACCAAAGAGUUAUGCAGAACUGCCUCACCGACCCUUCCCUCUUCCACAACUCUUUCGGAGUCAGAGAUGCAUCAUAUCUCCAUGGUCUAUUAGAGUUAUUUUGCUCUGUUAUUUAGGGUCUUGGAAGACUCUCCAGCGUCGUCUUCACAUUGCUAUGUUCGCUUUUUAUAUCAUCUUUGUUGGGGUUGAGAGGGUUGGAGCAUGGAGCACAACAACCUUCCCAGAUGACAAGUGAGUAUCUUUGUCGAAACUAUCAUUCUCUUCGGAAGAUCUGAAAGAACAAAUAAUUGGCUAGUCUAUUGAGAAGUAACAAGUUGCUAACCUAGCGGCUAUGUUGGUUGAACUUAUUCAUGCGUUUGGUUUUUCA